Molecule: messenger RNA, 774 nt
Organism: Archocentrus centrarchus (flier cichlid)
Lineage: Eukaryota; Metazoa; Chordata; Actinopteri; Cichliformes; Cichlidae
Product: mast cell protease 1A-like
Exons: 5
Coding region: 1-774 (257 amino acids)
Biological process (GO): proteolysis
Molecular function (GO): serine-type endopeptidase activity
Source: RefSeq, a predicted model, not a curated record
AUGAUGCAAGCUCUGCACGAUCUCCUGCUUCUCUGCCUUCUGACAUGUGUUGGACAAAAUGCACAGGGGAGUGAAAUCAUAAAUGGCCGACCGGUGCCGGAGAGUUUGAUGCGGUAUAUGGCCUCUGUGCAGAUCAAUGGAAAACAUGUAUGUGGAGGAUUUCUCGUCAGCGAAGACUUUGUGCUCACGGCUGCACAUUGUGACAAAAACUCUCCGAUGGAGGUCGUACUCGGCACCCACAAUCUGAAGAAGGUCAAUAAUGACAGGAUGAGAUUCAGUGUAAAGACAUGCAAGCACAAAUAUUAUGACAAAGUUGAAUCUGGCAAUGACAUCAUGCUCCUCCAACUCUCCAGGAAAGUUCAGUUGGACAAGAAAGUGAAACCGAUCCAGCUGGCAAAAAAGGCGAUCAAAGCCACGGACAACAUGAAGUGUCUGGUGGCUGGAUGGGGUUUCACAGCAACUAAUGGCAAAGCUGUCGAUGUGCUGAACCAGGCAGAUGUGCCGCUCAUUGACCUCAAUGUCUGUAAGAAACAGUGGAAGUUCCAAAAGGUUGUUCUUCCAAAGGGUGUCCUCUGUGCAGGUGGAUUUGGCACAAAGAAUGGAUUCUGCCAGGGUGAUUCUGGUGGUCCUCUGGUGUGCAACGGGACGGCAGUCGGUAUCGUGUCUUUCAACAUGAACGGAAACUGCGACUACCCAAAUCGACCCAACGUCUACACAGACAUAUCGCAGCACCUGGCCUGGAUCAGAAACAUUCUCAAGAAGAAGAGAUGCUGA